AUCAACAACUUCCCAAAUCUGUUGUAUUCCCAAAACAAAGAGUCAGAGCAGCCCAGGAAACAGAGCAAGAGAGUAGAGCUUUCAACAAUGGUGGAAGGAGGCGCAACGACACUCGCCGACAAAACCCAGUUCAGCGAAUGCUGGAAAAUCACUUCCAAGAACCCUUACAUCGCCCGGCUCGCCUUCUCCGCUGGGAUCGGCGGCCUGCUGUUCGGGUACGACACCGGAGUCAUCUCCGGUGCCCUUCUCUACAUCAAGGACGAUUUCGAGUCCGUCAAGAACAGCACUUUCCUCCAGGAGAUCAUCGUCAGCACGUGCGUAGCCGGUGCGAUCGUCGGAGCCGCCGUAGGCGGCUAUGCCAAUGAUAGAUUUGGUCGGAGGAAAACGAUUAUGGCCGCCGAUGCUCUGUUUUUCUUGGGUGCGGUGGUUAUGGCGGCGGCCCCUGUUCCCGGAGUAAUUAUUCUGGGGAGGGUUUUGGUCGGCUUGGGCGUCGGGAUGGCUUCCAUGACGGCGCCGCUUUAUAUAUCUGAAGCUUCUCCGGCGAGGAUCAGAGGGGCGAUGGUUAGUACUAAUGGGCUGCUGAUCACCGGCGGCCAGUUUGUUUCUUACCUCAUCAAUCUCGCCUUCACUCAGGCUCCAGGAACUUGGCGAUGGAUGCUUGGAAUUGCCGGAGUUCCUGCUCUGGUUCAGUUUGUGUUAAUGUGGUCGCUUCCUGAGUCUCCAAGAUGGCUUUACAGAGAGGACCAUAAAGAAGAGGCGAGGUCGAUUCUAGAGAAGAUCUACCCGGCAGAGGAAGUGGAAAGAGAAAUCGAAGCCCUCAGAGAAUCCGUCGAAGCAGAGAAAGCCAUCGAGCAAUCAAUCGGCAAAGGCACGAUCUCCAAACUGAAAGGAGCCCUCUCCGACACGGCGGUCCGUCGGGGUCUCUACGCCGGCGUGACGGUCCAGGUCGCACAACAAUUCGUCGGAAUCAACACUGUAAUGUACUACGCUCCGACGAUCGUCCAGUUCGCCGGAUUCGCCUCCAAUUCAGUCGCUCUAGCCCUCUCGCUCGUCACCUCGGGGCUCAAUGCGUUGGGUUCGAUCAUCAGCAUGAUGUUCGUCGACCGGUACGGUCGCCGCCGGCUGAUGAUGGUGUCGAUGGUCGGGAUAAUCACGUUUCUGGUGAUCCUCGCCGUCGUUUUCAAGGAGGCAUCCGUCCACGCGCCGGCUGUCAGCGCGAUGGAGAGCGCAGGGUUUGGCGGGAACAUGACCUGUCCGGCGAGUUUGAAUAUUGGCGGGAACAAGAAUUGGGGAUGUAUGAAAUGCCUGAAAGCAGGAUGUGGAUUCUGCUCCAAUGCCGGUAGUCAGUAUCAGCCUGGAGCCUGCCUGAUCGGAGACAAGGUCGCGAGAUCGGCCUGCAAGGUCGAGAGCGGCCGAACGUGGUACGAGGAAGGUUGCCCGAGCAAGAUCGGGUUCCUCGCCGUGAUCCUCUUGGCUCUCUACAUCAUCUCCUACUCCCCAGGGAUGGGGACGGCGCCGUGGAUUGUCAAUUCGGAGAUUUACCCGUUGAGAUACAGAGGAAUCGGAGGUGGAAUUGCCGCCGUGGCCAACUGGACGUCGAAUUUGAUUGUGAGCCUGACUUUCCUGACGAUGACGGAGACCCUGACGGUGGCCGGAGCGUUCCUCACGUUCGCCGGGAUCUCGCUGUUGGGUCUGAUUGCGAUCUUCUUUCUGGUGCCGGAGACUAAAGGGCUGCAGUUUGAGGAGGUGGAGAAGAUGCUGAGAGAUGGGUACAAGCCUGGGUUUUUCAGGAAGGCAGGGGAUUCUGAAGGUGGCAAGUAGGAUUUUGAUUUAGUAGAGAGUUUGUGUUAGCAUUAGAAAAUGAACAUUUUUGGUUCUUAGUGAUUACUACUAGUUAUUUGACUUUACAAUGGUAAGAUAUGAGUUGCAUUAUUACGAUUUGAUUUGAGUUGCUAAUGACGAUAUCAACAUUUAUGAUCACCAAUAUUACGAGAUGUUGC
This is a messenger RNA of Linum tenue, 2000 nucleotides long. The record is from the annotation of a GenBank genome assembly. Lineage: Eukaryota; Viridiplantae; Streptophyta; Magnoliopsida; Malpighiales; Linaceae.